Molecule: messenger RNA, 717 nt
Organism: Mucor velutinosus
Lineage: Eukaryota; Fungi; Mucoromycota; Mucoromycetes; Mucorales; Mucoraceae
Exons: 1
Coding region: 1-717 (238 amino acids)
Biological process (GO): regulation of DNA-templated transcription
Molecular function (GO): DNA-binding transcription factor activity, RNA polymerase II-specific; zinc ion binding
Source: RefSeq, a predicted model, not a curated record
AUGCCGCAAGAUACAACGCAACAACAGCAACAUCAAUCAACACCACAACAUUUGGCUACUAAUACAUCCAAUGCAACAACUGAACCUCGGAAAAAACGAGCCAAAAUUAUGAGUGCAUGUGGAGAAUGUCGUCGUAAAAAGACAAAGUGCAAUGGAGAGCAACCAUGUAGAAAUUGUCAAAAGUCAAAUGCCGCCUGUAUUUAUCCAACAGCUUCACAAAUGGAUGAUAAACGAACUCAUGGCGGACCUUCGAAAGCAGCUCUGGAAGCCAUCGAGGAUAGAUUAAAAGCAAUUGAAGACAUGUUGAAAACCAUCCUGCAAUCCCAAUUUCCUGUGCAAGAGCUAGAUCCGGUUGCAGUCAAUAAUUUUUUGACCAAAAGCAAUGACAAUAACAGCAAUAAUAGUAGUAAUUAUAACAAUAGACUACCUUCUAUACACAAUCUUUCAGCAGCUUUGCCGACAGAUGCCACUACAAAUGCAUCAUAUCAUCAUCACCCUCCUACUUCUUCCUCCUCUUCCGCUUCUUCUCACCACCACCACCACCACCACCACCAUGGCAUGGUAUCACCUUCUACGCCAAAUGUGAAUCAUUUGCCCCCGCCUAUCGGAUUAAUGCAUAAUGAAGGGUAUCAACAGCAGCAACAACAUCUAACAUCUAUCUAUCAGUCUCAAGAGCAACAAUAUUCUCUUCAGUCCAUGAAGAAACGAAAGAGAUGA